GGCUUCGGGUGUCAGCUGCUCUGUUUUGCUCAUGCACCUGCUUGUGCUUCUGUUGUUGCCUCCUCUCCCUGGCUGGGCUCGAGCUGCUUCAGGGCAGGAACCACGUCUUUAUAGUUUGAUGUUCCCAGAGCUGACCCAGUGUUUGGCAUAGGGGUGUGCUCAAUAAAAUCGAGUUGACAUGAAUGAGCAGAUGCUGCCUCGUUGCAGUCUGGUAGUGUAAUUCCAGGCUGCGCAUGUGAACUUCGACUUCUGCCCCUGCCCAGGGCAGAGACCACCGUGUUGCUUUAUGCCUCGCUGGUGAGAGGGGGUCAUAAACAGUUUGUGCUCCAUGAACCCUUCCUGCCCGCCUCCGAGGUCAUGUUUCUGCUCCCUCUCUUCUCCCUUAGAGCCCGUGGGGACAAGGCAGAGAACUUGAGUGGAGAUGGAGGUGGUGAAUAUUAAAGGAACAAAGUGCUCCUUCAGGUCUGGGCAAGAGCCAUGGAUCCUGUAGGUCAGCUUCUGGGGCUUCCCAUGCCCUCACGUUUCAGGAGAUAACGUGAGCCUCGGAGGACCUGAGUUCUGAAUAGAAAAUUUUUGCUCUUCAUUUCUUCACACACCCAGCCUCUCAGUGAGCUCCUGCUGGCUUUGUCCAGCAUGCGACAUAAGAUUGAAUCCAAGCCUUUUAAGAUAGAGCCGCCUGCUCUUUAGUGACCAUGAAGCCAAGCCUGUAAUAAUUACUCUUCUGAUAGCCCAAGACAAUUGUAUUCUGUUUUGUUAGAAAGGAAUUUCGAGGUGAACAAAAAUGUUUUCUUUUUAUGUGAUGUUGCCAUAGGUAGCGUGUGCCUGUCAGAUGGUUUUGUGUUUUCUGAGGAGCAUAGACUAGUAGAGCUAGCUCAGCUUCAGGCCAUGGGAUGCAGGGCUGGCUUCCCUGCCAACGCCUGGCGCUGAUGGAUUCUUCCCGCAUUGCUGGGAAGGGCAGACUGAGGCACUGACACAAGAAGAGUUGUAGCUGGUCAUAAGUGACAGCAUCCUCUGUUCACUCGAUUGGUCAGUUGUAGCUUCAUCCAGGAGAUGGUCAUGGGGUUCCUGCUGCAUACCAAGCUCUAGAGUGGAUGAGGAUGAGGAUGACCUGGAGGAAGAACACAUAACUAAGAUUUAUUACUGUAGUCGGACACACUCCCAGCUGGCCCAGUUUGUGCAUGAGGUGAAGAAGAGCCCCUUUGGCAAGGAUGUUCGGCUGGUCUCCCUUGGCUCCCGGCAGAACCUUUGUGUAAAUGAAGACGUGAAAAGCCUAGGUUCUGUGCAGCUUAUCAACGACCGCUGUGUGGACAUGCAGAGAAGCAGGCACGAGAAGAAGAAAGGAGCUGAGGAGGAGAAGCCAAAGAGGAGGAGGCAGGAGAAGCAGGCAGCCUGCCCCUUCUACAACCACGAGCAGAUGGGCCUUCUCCGGGAUGAGGCCCUGGCAGAGGUGAAGGACAUGGAGCAGCUGCUGGCCCUUGGGAAGGAGGCCCGGGCCUGUCCCUAUUACGGGAGCCGCCUUGCCAUCCCUGCAGCCCAGCUGGUGGUGCUGCCCUAUCAGAUGCUGCUGCAUGCGGCCACUCGGCAGGCCGCGGGCAUCCGGCUGCAGGACCAGGUGGUGAUCAUCGACGAGGCGCACAACCUGAUCGACACCAUCACGGGCAUGCACAGCGUGGAGGUCAGCGGCUCCCAGCUCUGCCAGGCCCAUUCCCAGCUGCUGCAGUACGUGGAGCGAUACGGGAAGCGUUUGAAGGCCAAGAACCUGAUGUACCUGAAGCAGAUCCUGUAUUUGCUGGAGAAAUUCGUGGCUGUGCUAGGGGGGAACAUUAAGCAAAAUCCCAAUACACAGAGUCUGUCACAGACAGGGACGGAGCUGAAGACCAUCAACGACUUUCUCUUCCAGAGCCAGAUCGACAACAUCAACCUGUUCAAGGUGCAGCGAUACUGUGAGAAGAGCAUGAUCAGCAGAAAGCUCUUUGGAUUCACUGAACGGUACGGAGCAGUGUUCUCAUCCCGGGAGCAGCCCAAACUGGCUGGGUUUCAGCAAUUCCUGCAGAGCCUGCAGCCCAGGACGACUGAAGCUCUUGCAGCCCCUGCAGACGAGAGUCAGGCCAGCACCCUGCGACCAGCUUCUCCACUGAUGCACAUCCAAGGCUUCCUGGCAGCUCUCACUACGGCCAACCAGGACGGCAGGGUCAUCCUGAGCCGCCAAGGCAGCCUCAGUCAGAGCACCCUGAAGUUUUUGCUCCUGAAUCCAGCUGUGCACUUUGCCCAAGUGGUGAAGGAAUGCCGGGCAGUGGUCAUUGCGGGGGGUACCAUGCAGCCGGCUGCAGGAGCAGUGGAGACUCCUCUGCUGCUCCAUUCUGUAGCCCCAGGAUCACAUGUCUCCCAGAGAAAGCUGUUCUGUGGUUUCAAACUCAAGGAAAAAAAUCAUGAUUCCACUUUUAAAAGGUGUCUGACUUCCGGCAGCAGCUGCUGGCCUGUGCCGGGGUGGAAGCUGAGCGCGUGGUGGAGUUUUCCUGUGUGUCUUGCAGCACACCUGCAUCUCCAGUUUUCGGCCCCUCCCUGGCUCUUACCAGGUCACGUGAUCCCUCCAGACAACAUCCUGCCCCUCGUCAUCUGCAGCGGGAUCUCCAACCAGCCGCUGGAAUUCACGUUCCAGAAAAGAGAGCUGCCUCAGAUGAUGGACGAGGUGGGUCGCAUUCUCUGUAACCUGUGCGGUGUGGUUCCUGGAGGGGUGGUCUGUUUCUUCCCCUCCUACGAGUACCUGCGCCAGGUCCAUGCCCACUGGGAGAAGGGUGGCCUGCUGGGCCGUCUGGCUGCCAGGAAGAAGAUAUUCCAGGAACCUAAGAGCGCACACCAGGUGGAGCAGGUGCUGCUGGCAUAUUCCAGGUGCAUCCAGGCCUGUGGCCAGGAGAGAGGCCAGGUGACAGGGGCCCUGCUCCUCUCUGUGGUUGGAGGAAAGAUGAGUGAAGGGAUCAACUUCUCUGACAACCUAGGCCGGUGUGUGGUGAUGGUGGGCAUGCCCUUCCCCAACAUCAGGUCUGCAGAGCUGCAGGAGAAGAUGGCCUACUUGGAUCAAACCCUCAGCCCCCGGCCAGGCACCCCCAGGGAAGGCUCUGGUGGAGAACCUGUGCAUGAAGGCCGUCAACCAGUCCAUAGGCAGGGCCAUCAGGCACCAGAAGGAUUUUGCCAGCGUAGUGCUCCUGGACCAGCGAUAUGCCCGGCCCCCUGUCCUGGCCAAGCUGCCGGCCUGGAUCCGAGCCCGUGUGGAGGUCAAAGCUACCUUUGGCCCCGCCAUUGCUGCUGUGCAGAAGGUCAGUCCUACCUUUUUCUUUCUGAGAGCCUCCCCACCCCGAGAUCACAUUUCUCACUGCCUUCUGUCUGCCCAGUUUCACCGGGAGAAGUCGGCCUCUUCCUGAUGGGCAACCACACCACUGCCUGGCGCCGUGCCCUUCCUUUGUCCUGCCCGCUGGAGACAGUGUUUGUCGUGGGCGUGGUCUGCGGGGAUCCUGUUACAAAGGUGAAACCCAGGAGGAGAGUGUGGAGUCCAGAGUGCUGCCAGGACCCAGGCACAGGCGUUAGCUCCCGUAGGAGAAAAUGGGGGAAUCCUGAAUGAACAGUGGGUCCUGGCUGUCCUUGGGGCGUUCCAGGGCAGCUCCCCUCCUGGAAUAGAAUCUUUCUUUCCAUCCUGCAUGGCUGAGAGCCAGGCUUCCUUCCUGGUCUCCGCAGGAGGCUGUGGCAGCUGUGGCAUCCACUGUGGCAUCUCCGUCCUGCCCACCUUCUUAAGAGGCGAGAUGGAGCAGGCCCAUCUGCCUCUGCCCUUUCUAGCCAAGGUUAUAGCUGCCCUGGACUGCUCACUCUCUGGUCUCAAUUUAAAAUGAUCCAUGGCCACAGGGCUCCUGCCCAGGGGCUUGUCACCUUCCCCUCCUCCUUCCUGAGUCACUCCUUCAGUAGAAGGCCCUGCUCCCUAUCCUGUCCCACAGCCCUGCCUGGAUUUGUAUCCUUGGCUUCGUGCCAGUUCCUCCAAGUCUAUGGCACCUCCCUCCCUCUCAACCACUUGAGCAAACUCCAAGACACCUUCUACCCCAACACCAGCAAUUAUGCCAAGGGCCGUUAGGCUCUCAACAUGACUAUAGAGACCCCGUGUCAUCACGGAGACCUUUGUUCCUGUGGGAAAAUAUCCCUCCCACCUGCAACAGCUGCCCCUGCUGACUGCGCCUGUCUUCUCCCUCUGACCCCAGAGAAAGGGGCUGUGGUCAGCUGGGAUCUUCUGCCACCAUCAGGGACAAACGGGGGCAGGAGGAAAGUCACUGAUGCCCAGAUGUUUGCAUCCUGCACAGCUAUAGGUCCUUAAAUAAAAGUGUGCUGUUGGUUUCUGCUGA
This is a messenger RNA of Homo sapiens (human), 4382 nucleotides long. It is a transcript of the gene DDX11, whose product is annotated as DEAD/H-box helicase 11. Bases 1310 to 3616 code for a protein of 768 amino acids. NCBI's taxonomy places the organism in Eukaryota, Metazoa, Chordata, Mammalia, Primates, Hominidae. The transcript has 23 exons. The record is from RefSeq and is a predicted model, not a curated record. Gene Ontology annotation, molecular function: 5'-3' DNA helicase activity; nucleic acid binding; ATP hydrolysis activity. Gene Ontology annotation, cellular component: nucleus; spindle pole; nucleolus.